AGGAAAGGGAUCAACGUAAAGUUGCAGGAAGCAUUUUCCUGAUUUCCACGCGGUGAUUUGGAUAUGAGAGUUGGUGGAAACUGUUAGUCGAUGUUCGGUUAUCGUCGCAGCCUAUCGCGUACGGUUUGUGUCUUGCGUGACGGAUAAAACUCGUUCCGAGAACAAUACUACGUGUUUAUUGAAGCAGUUCGUGAUUGAAAAUUGUUUGGCACGAAAAGUGUACCUAAGUGCAACGAGGUGUGAAGGAUUCGAUCAUUAAAAUUCAAGUGUAGUAAUAGAAACUUCGGGUUUAAUGAAGCAUAUUUAACGUUCACAACGGAUUAAGUGACAUAUGGAAAACAGUGGAUAAUCGUGAACAUUGUCAUAUCUCCAAGUGGAUACUAUGGUUAUGAUGCAAUCACCGAAAUCCGAUUCCGGUCAGCCGGAAAGCCCGUCUCUUUCGCAACCCAAUUCACCACCCCCAAUCAAUUCUGAGGCAGGUCAAAUCAUUCAUGAGAAACUGCACUUGCCGAAAACAACAACAAGUCCGUCGGAUCUCUCAGUUCCGCCGGCUCGAUCGUGCUCUUCUCCACUGACAGACGGAUUACUGAUCAGAUUCCAAGAUUAUCAAUCCGAAGAAAUUAGAAAUAAGUUUCCAGCUAUACGUCCAAUCAACGGCGAUCAUAUCAUAUAUGCCAAAAGUGACCGUGAUCUUUUAGAACCUAGUGCCAAAUUCUCGAUAGAAAGACUAAAACAGCUAGCUGAUCAUAACAUUAGUUCCCGUCUGAGCCCUUCUGAACUGUCUGACAAAUCUCCUUCGGGAAAAUAUUCCAUCGAUCACAGUGUUCGUUACGUGAUACCGCCAAAUCAACAAUCACCGGUUACGCAAUCUUUGCCUCAACCCGCCCAACCGGUUCCUGUGAUACCGUCGCCGGCGGUCCUGGCCAACUUGCAAAGUAUGGGUCAGCAUCAUCCAGCGCUGAUUGCCGUUGGUGGGGCUAAUCCGCAUCUGCCUCAUCAACCCCAUCAUCCCGCACCGCAUCCAUUCACCGUAAAAUAUCCACCCGGCAGUGUUUCGCCGACGGAUUUAGAGAUCGAGCGGUUUAAAAUAGCCCGAUCCAUCAGCAAUGGUAAGGAGCUGUCGGAUUUCGGGUUCAGGAUACAGUUGGGAGGACUUUCAACCAACUACGCCCGAAGUGAUACCAGUGAAGAGCUGAUAGUGGAUGGAAACGAGGAUAGUUCGCAGGACGCUGCCUCGGGUUGUCCGGUGGAUUUAACCCGAUCGAUGGACAGUGGAAGUGCAAAAUCUUUAGCGGAUAGUGACAAAGAAACCACUCCCAAACGGUUAGCCUUUUCGGUGGAGAAUAUACUCGAUCCCCAUAAAUUCACCGGGAAGCAUCAGCUGACGAAUAACAACAACAGUAGCAGCAUAAACAAUAACCAUAAUGGAACCAAUAAUCAGAACGGCCCGAACAAUUCGACAAAUAAUAACAAAUUCUGGAGUGGAUUCGAUAGGGAUGACAAACUGGAUGAUGACCAAAGCGAUUCAGGAUCCGUCAAGGACCUGGACGAUAUGGAUCAGGGUGACGAGAUGGGCGAUGACACCAUGGGCAGCGAUAUGGAUGACCACGAUGCGAGUGAAACUGACUCGAAAAAGGACGGAACGAGCAGUAGAUCCGGCGAUGGAAAAUCUUCACAGGGGAAUAGCUCGAAACCACGAAGAGCCCGGACGGCCUUCACGUAUGAGCAGUUGGUUUCACUAGAGAAUAAAUUCAAAACUACCCGAUACUUAUCGGUUUGCGAGAGACUGAACCUAGCGCUAAGUUUAAGCCUUACCGAAACACAGGUCAAGAUCUGGUUUCAAAACCGUCGAACCAAGUGGAAGAAACAAAACCCCGGCAUGGAUGUCAACAGUCCAACGGUUCCGCCCCCGAGUGGUGGCUCUUUCGGACCUGGCUCGUACGCCAGCAGCCUUCUGUAUCCGCAUGCCGUUCCUUAUCCCCCGUAUGGUCCGUACUUUCAUCCCCUCGGUGGUCAUCAUUUAGGGCAUUCACAUUCGUAAAGAAUCGGAAACAGUGCUUCUACUGCGAAACUUAGUUUUUGUUAUCUCCAUUAGCAAGGAACGGUCGGGUUGUGCAAGAAAUUUGCGAUAUUCAGGCUUUUAUCAGUCUAAAAAAUGAAAUCAAAAUUACCAAAUCAGUACUAAGAAAUUUAAGGUGAAGCAUUCUUAUGUAUAAAGUAGACGCUAGUUAAAAUAUCAGUUAAAUAAGUAGAUAAAAUUAGUAAGAGGUAUUUGAGCAAGUAGGUAAGUAUCAGUGAUAUUGCAAUCACGCGAAUGUAUUAUAUGUAAAUAUGCAGAAUAUUGAUACCGGAAACAUGAAACU
Molecule: messenger RNA, 2363 nt
Organism: Uranotaenia lowii
Lineage: Eukaryota; Metazoa; Arthropoda; Insecta; Diptera; Culicidae
Gene: slou
Product: homeobox protein slou
Exons: 5
Coding region: 383-2041 (552 amino acids)
Biological process (GO): cell differentiation; regulation of transcription by RNA polymerase II
Cellular component (GO): nucleus
Molecular function (GO): DNA-binding transcription factor activity, RNA polymerase II-specific; RNA polymerase II cis-regulatory region sequence-specific DNA binding
Source: RefSeq, a predicted model, not a curated record